Molecule: messenger RNA, 1089 nt
Organism: Fusarium poae
Lineage: Eukaryota; Fungi; Ascomycota; Sordariomycetes; Hypocreales; Nectriaceae
Exons: 5
Coding region: 1-1089 (362 amino acids)
Source: RefSeq, a predicted model, not a curated record
AUGCAGGCGGAGCACGAAAGCGACUGUUCUUCAUUUUUGCAAUACACUCUGGUUCCUGCUCUGACAACUGUAACCGAAACAUAUGGAGAACAAUCUACUCUUACCCUGGUGGAGACCGAGACUUUGGGUCCUCAGACGGAUGAAGCAACAGCGACACAGCCAGAUGCGUUUUCUUAUACCAUUCGUACACUCGAGCCUGAGACCAUUACAGUCUCCAUCACCCCUUCGGUCAAAACAAUUACUGUCACUGUAACCCCAGAUCCAGAGCAACAAACAAAGUUCAAUACGAAAACUGUUGUCGAGACCGACCGUAGCACUACCACCGAAACUACUUAUUAUAGCAACCUCGCAAGACGUGACAUCGCUGCUGAAACUGGUUCCAUCAUCAAGCCGACCGAUAUCCCAUCUUACGCGAGCGCAUGCGCGGAUCCCGAUCAAUACAGCAGUGCUUGCGCUUGCCUGGGUGUUGAAGUGACUACCAUCGAAGCUACAAGAUCUCCCGAGAUCGUAACUGUUGGUCCCAGACCAGCAACAGAGGUUCUCGUCGUGACUGCUACCAGGCCCGCUGUCACUGUCACCACGACACUCCCUGCCAAGACACAUACACUCACAGUCACUCUCUACUUGCCUGAUGUCACCGAGUCGACAACCCUCGAGGCUAGUACGGCCUCGGUGUCUACCACUGCCGAUCCAGACACCGUCACCAUCACCCAGGAGGCCACCCACGUUGACCGCACCAGCUUGCUUGCAACCGAGACCCGCUCCGUCGGUCCAGUCUGCUCUACUUACGCGGCAACAAAUACAUGCAAAUGCAAAUUUGAGAUCAUUUGUGAGCAAGAGAUCAACCUCGAUGCCAACACGUUCUUCCGCAUGAUAGAUUUCAACACUUUUGUGGGCAGCUUUGAAGAGUGCAUGAGUCGUUGCGACUCCAACCCCAACUGUCAGUUUGGCGAUUUUGCUUCUCUUCCCAAUGGUGGACUUUGCUCGAGUUAUUCUGGAAACCCAGCAUCAUCGGGCCGACAAGGCAGAAGUGGCGCCAAGUAUUUCGAGAAGGAUGGGAACGUCGAGUGUUCUGGCUGCUCUUCAUAG